Molecule: messenger RNA, 561 nt
Organism: Pongo pygmaeus (Bornean orangutan)
Lineage: Eukaryota; Metazoa; Chordata; Mammalia; Primates; Hominidae
Product: putative synaptotagmin-14-like protein
Molecular function (GO): phospholipid binding
Source: RefSeq, a predicted model, not a curated record
AUGUUGGAGGGCUUCCAGAUCUUGGUUCAGGAUACAGUACAAGGAACCAUUCACAAGAUAAAAUUUGGCUGUGACUCUCAAAUGAGCGUUUCAGAAAUGUCGUGUAGUGAAAGCACAUCUGCAUGUCAGUCUCUUGAAGACGGCUCAGUUCCAGAAAUUCUCAUUAGCCUACUUUAUAAUGCCACAAAUGGAAGGCUAUCAGCAGAAGUGAUAAAAGGCAGCCACUUAGAAAAUUUGGCAGCAAACAGACCACCCAAUACUAAGUUAACUCUACUGAAAUCCGUGGAUCAAGAGAUGUCCAAAUGCAAGAUAUCCAUCCGCAGAGGGCAGCCAAAUCCAGUAUACACGGAAACUUUUGUUUUUCAAGUGGCCCUAUUUCAGCUUUCUGAUGUGACACUCAUACUGUCUGUGUAUAACAAAAGCAGCAUGAGAAGAAAAGAGAUGAUAGGCUGGAUUUAUUUAGGUCUCAACAGCUCUGGAGAAGAACUCAAUCACUGGACUGAAAUGAAAGAGUCGAAAGGACGGCAAGUACGUAGAUGGCAGGUGUUGCUAGAGUCAUGA